UCUUCUAAGAACAGCAAACGACAUUUCCAUCUACCUUAGUUUCUUCCCCAAAAUGGAAGGUUUCCUCUUCAAAGACCUCCAACCCUCUUCCUCUCAUCAUCAUCUUCUUCAGGGACAAUCCAGCAGCCAAGCACAUUUUCGCGGGGAUUCCAUCCAUCAUGGCGGCUACAAAGCUAAACCAUCCCCUGAAAGCUCCGACGAAAUUUCAAAUUCAGCUUCUUCCGAGGAAGCUGUAAUUAUUCCCCGCACCAAUCCUUCACCUCUGAUGAAAACUCCAGUAAACUUCCUGGAAUCCUUCCCCAACCUCCGCAGAGCCUCCGAACCAAUAUUAUCCCCUUCUCUUUCUCCUACAGGAACCAGCUUAUCCAACUUCCCCAACCUCACUCUGUUUUCACAUCCCCUGUUUUCGGCGGCCUCCCAGAGGACCAAUCAGCCCCCACCGUCCACUCACCGGUUCCCCAGCAGCCGGAUGCUGCUGGGUGCUGUCAAGACACAGCAGAUGAAGAACGCAGGUGGAGGAGGAGGAAGCAAGCUGUUCCGAGGGGUGAGGCAGAGGCAUUGGGGGAAAUGGGUUGCGGAGAUCAGGCUGCCGAGGAACAGGACUAGGGUGUGGUUGGGCACGUUCGAGACGGCGGAGGAGGCCGCGACGGCGUACGACACGGCGGCGUACAUCCUGAGAGGGGACUACGCGCAUUUGAAUUUCCCGGAGAUGAAGCACCAGCUGAAGGCGAAUCCCCUCAGCGGGAACACCGCCGCGCUCCUCGAAUCCAAGCUGAAGGCAAUCUCACAGCAACCGCAGCCGCAGGGAAUUAAGAAUAACAAUACUGAUAAUCAAAAUCCGAAGCCUCCGGCUGGGGCCGCCGCGGUUUUGCCACCUGAUCAGGAUGAGGAAAAGAGGAAGAGGAAGAGGAAAGAGGGGAGGUUGGAGCAGGGAGGCAGAGUUGCGGCGGUUGCCGGAGAGGCAGAGGAAGGUGUGAAUUGUGGUGGUAAUUGCGUGGAUGGGGUUGGGGUUCAGUUGAGUAGAAUGCCUUCCUUGGACAUGGACAUAAUCUGGGAUGCCAUUUCUGUUCCAUGACUCUGCUUCUUCUUCUAUUCUAUCUUCAUGCCCCAUUUUUCUCAGGCGUGCAGUGCAGUCGGUUCAUAUGGAUCCUUUCCUUUCUGUGUCUAGUUUUCAUUCGUUUAUUGUGUUUUGAGGUACAAAGAUAUUCGGUCUGCAUUACCAUUGACAUUGAUUGAUGGAGCUGCUAACUGCAACUUUGAGCUCUGGAUGAACAUAUUGAUUGGAGAGGACAAGUGGCUAUUUUUACCAUUUCAGGUUUCCUGUUUUUCGGCUCCAACAAGGCGUCAUCAGGAUUUGGAUUUUGCCAUAGGAGAUAAAUUUUCUGCUUUGCU
This is a messenger RNA of Linum trigynum, 1392 nucleotides long. The record is from the annotation of a GenBank genome assembly. Lineage: Eukaryota; Viridiplantae; Streptophyta; Magnoliopsida; Malpighiales; Linaceae.